Messenger RNA from Penicillium riverlandense, 327 nucleotides. RefSeq lists its product as uncharacterized. Bases 1 to 327 code for a protein of 108 amino acids. NCBI's taxonomy places the organism in Eukaryota, Fungi, Ascomycota, Eurotiomycetes, Eurotiales, Aspergillaceae. The transcript is spliced from 2 exons. The record is from RefSeq and is a predicted model, not a curated record.
AUGAACAGACAGGACCGUGCAGGAUUCGCGACUGUGCGUUUGCUAAUCUCGGGAGGGCAGACGAAAGUCAUGGAAGGACUAAAUACAACGCCACAUUGGCCUGUUCUGAGUACUUUGCAAGCAUCGAAUGUCGCAACGCGGAUUCAAGAUCAGCUGGUGGCAGACUAUUCCACUUCUGUUAAUGUCUUCGUACAUAACUCGGCAUUGUGGGCCCGAAUCAGCGGUCAGAUAUAUUUGGAGCUUGAAGAUUUCAGGUGGCUUGCACAGGUUUUGAAAGUAGUAUGUGCGGAAGCAUGUGCAAGCUUGGGAGAGUCGAAUGCGAGAUGA